Messenger RNA from Indicator indicator, 1257 nucleotides. RefSeq names its product potassium voltage-gated channel subfamily A regulatory beta subunit 1 (gene KCNAB1). Gene Ontology annotation, cellular component: extrinsic component of cytoplasmic side of plasma membrane; juxtaparanode region of axon; cytoplasm. Gene Ontology annotation, biological process: negative regulation of delayed rectifier potassium channel activity; transmembrane transport; potassium ion transport. The transcript is spliced from 14 exons. Lineage: Eukaryota; Metazoa; Chordata; Aves; Piciformes; Indicatoridae. The record is from RefSeq and is a predicted model, not a curated record. Bases 1 to 1257 code for a protein of 418 amino acids. Gene Ontology annotation, molecular function: transmembrane transporter binding; voltage-gated potassium channel activity; potassium channel regulator activity.
AUGCUGGCGGCACGGACGGGCACCAUGGGCAACAAAAACGCCGAGGAGAGCCUGAAGCUGAGGAAGCAGUCGGUGCUUUCCCUGGGGAGCAGGGAGAGAGCCCUGAAGACCACCUCGGAGAGCGGGAAGGAGAGCAGAGGCCGCGGCGGGCAGCCCCAGCAGCGUGCCCGGCGCCUGGCGCUGCUGCGGGAGCUGGAGAUGAAUUGGUACCUGCGGGUGUGUGAACUCUCCCACGAGUACACCAUCGCCUACACCACCGGCAUGCCCCACAGGAACCUUGGGAAAUCUGGGCUGAGAGUCUCGUGCCUGGGGCUGGGCACAUGGGUCACCUUUGGAGGGCAGAUCUCCGAUGAGGUGGCUGAGCAGCUGAUGACCAUCGCCUACGAGAGCGGCGUCAACCUCUUCGACACGGCCGAGGUCUACGCAGCUGGCAAGGCUGAGGUCAUCUUGGGGAACAUCCUGAAGAAGAAGGGCUGGAGGAGGUCCAGCCUGGUGAUAACCACAAAGCUCUACUGGGGUGGAAAAGCUGAGACAGAAAGAGGACUCUCCAGAAAACACAUCAUUGAAGGGCUGAAGGCUUCCCUGCAGAGGCUGCAGCUGGAGUAUGUGGAUGUGGUGUUCGCCAACCGCCCGGACAACAACACCCCCAUGGAAGAGAUUGUCAGGGCCAUGACACACGUCAUCAACCAGGGCAUGGCCAUGUACUGGGGCACAUCACGCUGGAGCGCCAUGGAGAUCAUGGAAGCCUACUCUGUAGCCAGGCAGUUCAACAUGAUCCCCCCUGUGUGUGAGCAAGCUGAGUACCAUCUCUUCCAGAGGGAGAAGGUGGAGGUUCAGCUGCCUGAGUUAUACCAUAAAAUAGGAGUUGGAGCCAUGACGUGGUCUCCACUGGCUUGUGGGAUCAUCUCAGGGAAAUAUGGCAAUGGGGUCCCAGAAAGCUCAAGGGCUGCACUAAAGUGCUACCAGUGGCUGAAGGAGAAGAUCAUCAGCGAGGAGGGCAGGAAGCAGCAGGGAAAGCUGAAGGAUCUGUCGCCCAUCGCCGAGCGCCUGGGCUGCACCCUGCCCCAGCUGGCCGUGGCAUGGUGCCUGAGGAAUGAAGGGGUCAGCUCUGUCCUCCUGGGAUCUUCCAACCCAGAGCAGCUGAUAGAGAACCUCGGAGCCAUACAGGUCCUCCCAAAGAUGACCUCACACAUUGUCAAUGAGAUAGACACCAUCCUGGGGAACAAGCCCUACAGCAAGAAGGACUACAGGUCCUAA